This is a messenger RNA of Megalobrama amblycephala (Wuchang bream), 1987 nucleotides long. RefSeq names its product glutaminyl-tRNA amidotransferase subunit QRSL1 (gene qrsl1). Bases 87 to 1691 code for a protein of 534 amino acids. Gene Ontology annotation, cellular component: glutamyl-tRNA(Gln) amidotransferase complex; mitochondrion. Gene Ontology annotation, biological process: mitochondrial translation; glutaminyl-tRNAGln biosynthesis via transamidation. The transcript is spliced from 11 exons. Lineage: Eukaryota; Metazoa; Chordata; Actinopteri; Cypriniformes; Xenocyprididae. Gene Ontology annotation, molecular function: glutaminyl-tRNA synthase (glutamine-hydrolyzing) activity. The record is from RefSeq and is a predicted model, not a curated record.
AAUCACAAGCCGCAGCUCUCUUCGAUUGACCAAUCAGAGAGCAGAGACAAUGGAACGUCAGCGAGGUCAGGUCAACAGAAAGUGUCAUGUCAGCCUCCAGUGCGGCGUUUCGUCCGGGAACAGCGAUGCUCGGCCUGUCCAUUAGAGAGGUAUCCCAGGCACUGAGGGAUGGAAGGGUGUCUGCCACUGAGCUCUGCAGAAAAUGCAUCAACCAAAUACAAAGGACACGUUACCUGAAUGCUUUUAUCACCAUUACAGAGGAGGUGGCCAUGGAACAAGCACAGAGAGCAGACAACAGGCUCCGCACAGGUAAACCUCUUGGCCCUCUGGAUGGCAUUCCCUUCUCUGUUAAAGACAACUUCUGCACGGAGAACAUUGAGACCACCUGUGCUUCAAACAUGCUUAAAGGUUACAUUCCUCCGUUCAAUGCUACAGUUGUGCAGAAGCUGCUGGAUCAAGGAGCAGUUCUUGUUGGAAAAACUAAUUUAGAUGAGUUUGCAAUGGGAGCUGGCAGUACAGAUGGGGUGUUUGGUCCAGUUCGUAACCCAUGGAGUUAUGCAACACAAUACCGUGAGCAGAGCAGAAAAGAUCCAGAUUCUGACUGGGCAAUCACAGGAGGAAGUUCAGGAGGUAGUGCAGCGGCAGUAGCUUCCCUCAGCAGCUUCCUAGCCUUGGGAUCUGAUACAGGAGGCUCUACACGAAACCCUGGUUCUCUCUGUGGGGUCGUGGCUCUGAAACCCACUUAUGGCCUACUCUCUCGUCACGGACUCAUCCCUCUGGUCAACUCAAUGGACGUGCCAGGAAUCAUGACCAUGAGUGUCCAUGAUGCCGCCACUGUCUUGAGAAUUCUGCAGGGCCGAGAUGAGAGAGACUCAACGACUGUCCAGGCACCCAGCACCCCACCUAGCUUUCCUGAACACUUUGACAUUAGAGACAUAUGUGUUGGCAUACCGAAGGAAUAUCAUGCUCCGGGCCUGUCUAAGGACACUCUGGCCCAGUGGAGUCGAGUCGCAGCCAUGUUUGAGCAGGCGGGGGCACGAGUACAAGAAGUAUCUCUUCCACACACACAGCACUCCAUUGUCUGUUACCACGUCCUAUGUUGUUGUGAGGUUGCAUCAAACAUGGCACGUUUCGAUGGGCUUGAAUACGGCCAUCGCAGUGCAGUUGACAGCUCCACAGAUGCCAUGUACGCCACCACACGACAUGAAGGCUUUAACAAUGUGGUCCGCAGAAGAAUCCUCUCGGGGAACUACUUCCUACUGAAAUCGAACUAUGAACAUUACUUUGUAAAGGCUCAGCAAAUACGCCGUCUUAUCGCUGAAGAUUUUAAAAACGUGUUCCGCUCUGGCAUAGACGUUCUCCUAACACCCACAACGCUGAGCGAUGCAGCCCGCUACUCUGACUUCAUACUAGAAGACAACCGAACACGCAGUGCUCAGGAGGAUGUCUUUACCCAGCCUGUCAACAUGGCAGGUUUGCCUGCUGUGACAGUGCCAACAGCCCUCUCACACCGAGGUCUUCCCAUUGGCCUGCAGCUGAUUGGUCAGACACUACAGGACUGGAAGUUGUUGACAGUAGCCAACUGGAUGGAGCAACAACUCAACUUUCCAAUGAUCCGUUUUCAUGAAAACUCAAGUGAGAGGGAGCUGGACCGAUCAGUUAGCGAAAGGACACAUACAGUAGGAUUAUAACAAAACACAAAGACUGAACAGGUAAAGUUCAGAGGAAAUGAAACCUUUGACAGUUAAAUUCAGUAUCAGGAUGCAUGAAGUGAGAGCAUAAGUGAGUGCAAAUGCUGUAACCGCACACUGGAUGUCUCUAUGUUGGACUGUGGGCUGCAUCAUUUAUUCUCCUUUGUUUCAAGUGACAUUUAUUCAGCAGUGGCAAAGAAAAAAGAAAUUGCAAAUGUAUCAAGAGCCUAUUUUGUAACUAUUUUAUUUGUCAAACAUUAUGGAGUCAAUAAAGUAUAAACGGUAUUUGGGAAAAA